AUGUCAAAUAAAACAGGAAUGAUGUUAUUAAGAAAUAUUAUUAAAAAUACAAAUAAGAAUAAUCAUCACUAUUUGUUUGUACAUAAUUGUAAUAGAUAUAGUAAUAGUAAUAGUAAUCAAUGUAAUUUUAGUAGUAACAGUAAUAAUAGAUACUUUUGUAGUUUACAACAAAAACAACAACAACAACAAAAUUCAAACGAUAAUGAUUUAUCAUCUAUAAAUAAACAUGAAAAUGAAAUAAAUAUAGUUCAACAAAGUAAUCAAAAGAAACAAUCUCUAUCAUCAAUUGCAAAAGAUGAAAUUAUAACAGAGUUGAUUGUUGAUAAUAGUUCGGUGAAUGCUAGCAUCAUUCAAGGAGAUCAAGUGAAUCAGACACCGAUCAAUCCUUUUGAAUAUAGUAUAAAGACGGUUGAAGAUGCUCUACAUCUACCGGGUAUUCCAAGAGCUGUCGCUCUCGAUUCAAUGUAUAUUGCAGGUUCGAUUCACAGUCAUCUGAAACAAUCGAUGGAUCUACUGCAGGAACUAGUCGAUAACGGUCGAAUGGAGAAUGCAUUUGCACUGUUUCAAGUGAUGGAGCGAUACUAUGUACCGGUUGCACCAGAGUGUUACACAGCGAUGCGCAGACAGAUCGAGAAGGCAAUGGUAGAGGUGGCACGCUUCAACGAUGCCAUUGCACGAGAAACAGAGCGACCUGGAUCGGUGCCAGACAACGAACUCUACAUUCCAACUGUCGAGACAAUGAACACCGUCCUAAACUACUACACAGAGACCGACAAACUUCAACAAGCAUUCCGAGUGUUUCUCGCCAUGAAGAUACUCGGUGUCCAACCGAAUCAACAUACCUACCGAUCACUCAUCAACGCAUCGCUUCGUUAUGAAGAUAUCGAUCUUGCUUUGCUUGUUUUUGAAAAUAUGAGAAAAGAUGAAAUAAGAUUGGAAGAACAAACAUAUGAAAGAUUGUUCGAGAGUUGUUGUAACUCUGUUCAUAAGGAUGGUGCAGCGGAUCUCUACCAUGAAUUGGUGAAUAACUUUAAUAUUCCGACAAUCAAUAAAUAUGCGUAUCUGACAACGUUGGGUAUCACUGGUUUCAUGAGUUGGUUGGGUGUGCCCAAGAGUAACAGAUCAGGCAGAGGUUGGGUAACAAGUUUACAAAUCUCACCAAGUCGAUAUAUAUUACCACCAAAACAUGAAAAUCAUAAAUUAUUAGAACCCUUCUUGCCAAAAGAGAUUCAAAACAAAUUGUUGGGUAGAUCCUAUGCAAUAGAUUCACCUCCUUCAAAAGAAACCGAUAAUAAUGAUAAUAGACCAUUACAUUUACGUCUCCACGAAAGACCAAUUACUCAUAUUCAAUUCAAUCGUGAAGGUGAUCUCUUAUUUGUAGCAGCAAAGGAUAAAACAGUUUCAUUAUGGUACACUUCAAAUGGUGAACGUUUAGGAACAUAUUUAUGUGGUGGUGUCGUCUACUCUUUGGAUGUCGACCAAAACACUAAAUACAUGGUCACUGCCAGUGCUGACUCCAAGUUGAUUUUGUGGGAUGUCAAGACCGGAAGACAGAUCGAAUCAAUCUCAUUCGAAGUAUCUGCUCGUUGGGUUGAAUUUUCACAAGGUGACAAACAAAUUUUGGUGGUUACCGAUCAGAUUAUGGGUUGUCAAGCUACUGUACAUGUCUUUAACUUUGACCCAGAGAAUGUUGUAAACAAAAUUACACCUGCUUUCACAUUUGAUCCACCCAAUAUUAAGAUUACUCAAGCAACUUGGUCACCAAUGAAUAAGACCAUUCUUGCAUCUUGUGAGGAUGGUUUCGUCCGUAUCUACGAUGUAGAGACGAGAAAGUUGGUUCAUACCAUCACCGAUCACACCAAGAUGGUAACAAAGAUCGUUUGGAUGAAACACAGAAUCAUGUUUUUGACUUGCUCAAAGGAUGGUACUGCCAGACUCUACGAAACCAAGACACUCAAACACCUCAAGACUUUUGAUACUGGUCGUCCAGUGAAUGCCGCCGCCAUUUCACCUUUGAAGCCACAUAUCAUUCUUGGUGGUGGUCAGUCUGCAGAGUCUGUAACAACCACUAAAGUAGAUUCCACUCAAUUCAAGGUCAGAUUCUAUCAUAUCGCUUACGGAGAUGAAAUCGGAGGUCUCAUCGGUCACAUCGGUCCAGUUCAUUCCAUAGAUUUCACACCAAACGGUAAGACUUUUGCCACCGGUGGUGAGGAAGGUCUCGUUAUUAUCAAUCACCUUGACAAUUCCUAUUUCGAAUUUGACAAAGAUUUAGAUUACGGUACCAAUUCUAACUAA
Molecule: messenger RNA, 2295 nt
Organism: Heterostelium album PN500
Lineage: Eukaryota; Evosea; Eumycetozoa; Acytosteliales; Acytosteliaceae
Gene: eIF3s2
Product: WD40 repeat-containing protein
Exons: 6
Coding region: 1-2295 (764 amino acids)
Biological process (GO): cytoplasmic translational initiation
Cellular component (GO): eukaryotic translation initiation factor 3 complex, eIF3m; cytoplasm
Molecular function (GO): RNA binding; protein binding; translation initiation factor activity
Source: RefSeq, a predicted model, not a curated record